Molecule: messenger RNA, 5508 nt
Organism: Amaranthus tricolor (Joseph's coat)
Lineage: Eukaryota; Viridiplantae; Streptophyta; Magnoliopsida; Caryophyllales; Amaranthaceae
Exons: 5
Coding region: 38-1906 (622 amino acids)
Source: RefSeq, a predicted model, not a curated record
UGGUACCGAAGGGAAGUGGUUAUCAGCAUCUGGUAAAAUGGUUUUUAUGGAAUAUCGUCUUUACCUUCCAGGAGAUCAUCCUUAUCGUAAGCAAAAAAAGGUUUUUAAUGGAGAACAAGUAUUUGAGAAACGUCCAAAGAUCUUGAUUGGUGAACAAGUGUUUGAAAAGGUGAAAGACAUCCAAAUUACAUUUGGUAAGAAAAAGGAACACAAAGAUGCAAUUCCUUCGAAGGGGUACAAGAAGUGUUCAGUAUUAUGGCGUCUACCUUAUUGGAUAUUCCUCUUUGUGAGGCAUUCUCUUGAUGUGAUGCACAUUGAGAAGAAUGUGUGUGAUAGUGUAAUUGGUACUUUGUUGAACAUCCCCGGUAAGACAAAAGACGGAGUUAACGCUAGAGCAGACUUGAAGGAACUUGGAAUUAGAGAAGAACUCCAUGUCAUUGAGAUGAAUAAUAAGAAACAAAAAUAUCUACCUCCGGCAACUUAUACGUUAUCUAGAAAAGAGAAAAUUGAAUUUUGUGAAAGUUUGGCCGGAGUUAAAGUUCCUGAGGGUUAUUCUUCUAAUAUUCGUAACCUUGUGUCAAUGGAAAAUUUGAAGCUUGUGGGUCUUAAGUCUCAUGAUUCUCAUGUUUUGAUGCAACAUCUUUUACCAGUGGCCAUUCGUUCUAUUUUACCUAAAAAAGUCCGUUAUGCGAUCAAUAGGCUCUGUUCUUUUUUCAAUUUUAUAUACAGUAAGGUAAUUGAUCUUACUUACUUGGAUAUUUGGGAGAAGGAGAUUGUCAUUAUUCUUUGCCAAUUAAAAAUGUACUUUCCUCCAUCUUUCUUUGAUGUUAUGGUUCAUCUAACUGUUCACUUAGUUAUGGAGAUAAAACUUUGUGGUCCAGUGUAUUUAAGAAAUCAGUGGGCUUUUGAAAGACAAAUGAAAACAUACAAGGGAUACGUAAAGAAUGCUUAUCGACCUGAAGCCUGCAUUGUCGAGCGACAUCUUUAUGAUGAUGCGAUGGCAUAUUGCAACAAGUAUUUGAAGAAUGUGAAGAUGGUCGAGAUUCUUGAGUCUCGACAUAGUGGACGACUUGAUGGGAAAGGGACUAUAGGUAAGACACAACUCGAUAUGUCUCCUAAUAAACUGCAUAUGGCACAUACAUAUAUUCUCCAUAAUGAAGAUGAAGUGGUACCAUAUAUUGGAAAACACAUAGCUCACUUGAGAAAGAAUCGACGUAAGGUAGUUGAAAAGGCUUUAACCAUUGAGCAUAAUAAAACAUUUUCUAAAUGGUUUAAAGAUCAAGUGAUAAAUGAACUCAAGGAUUCCUUAAACUCUAUUUCCAAUCGACUUAAGAGUUUAGCAUAUGGACCACAUUUCAAUUCCUCCUUUUAUGCAGCAUAUCUUAUUAAUGGUUGCACAUUCUACACCAGAUCCCAAGAUGAAAUCAGUACUAUGCAAAAUAGUGGAGUGACUGUUGAAGCUGAAGCUAUGCAUUUUUCUAGUGCUAAAUACAAACGCCCAAUCUACAGCAAGAUGCAAUAUUAUGGAGUAAUUGAAGAGAUAUGCGAGCUGCAUUACUUUGAUUUUUCAGUUCCUCUUUUUGGGUGCAAUUGGGUUGACAGCAAGAGCGUUGUAACAAAUGAUGUAGGUUGUACAUUGGUUAAUUUAAGAAAAAUUGGUCAUAAUGAAGAUCCGUUCGUACUAGCAAGUCAAGUAAAACAAGUGUUUUAUAAGACGGACCCAAGUGACAAGAGGAUGUCUGUGGUUAUAACACCAAGGUCUCGUAUUGCCAUAUAUUACGUUGAUGAAGAUGUUACAUUGGAGGAGAAAACUUUGACAAAAUUCAUUGAAUUUGAGGAUGAUAUAGAUGACACUCCAUCAAUGUAUGUGCGGGAAGAUCAUGACGAAGGGAUUUGGUUUGAAUAAAAAAGCAUUGAGGGAAAAUCCCAAAAGCGUCGUCGUACAUCAAAAACUUAAGAAGAUUGAGGUUUGUUUUAUUAAUUAGAAUUUUAUUGGAUACAUAUACACUCAAUGGUAUACCUAUUUUUAUUUUUAACUCCUUAUUGUUUUUUCCCGAAUUCUAUCUAAUCGUUUUACUAUGUGUAGGCUAAUGGCAAAUACGAAGAAAUCUAUACCUGCUAAGCGAGUACGUGGUGAUGCAACCACUGAUGAGAGUGAUAGUGAUGAUGGUGAUCACAGGGGUCGUACUGUACAUGCAAAGGUUGGGAAGGCUAUUCAUGAAGGCCAGAAAAUCCAGUUGGAGUGGACUAAGAAACCUGAAAUUCCAUGUGGUGAACACAAAACUACCUUCUGCUCAUACAUAGAUAUUAUUGCUCGUGAAAGAGUCAAUAUUAAUUAUAAGCACUGGUCUGAUCUUCCGGAACAACUCCUUGACGAAGUGUAUGAAUUCAUAGCUGUAGAAGGGGUUUGUGGUACUCGAACAUCGUAAAAAUUGGAUUUUGUCACGAGCUGGAACUCGUUGGAGAGCUUGGAAAGCUAGAUUAAGGAAGAAUUGGUUGUAUAGAUCUAUAGGCAUCAUAAGAGAAAAGCCACCAAAGGAUUAUCCGUGGAUACUUCAAACAGAUUGGGACAAAUUCAUCAAGUAUUGUACAUCCAAGGAGUUCAAGGAUAGUGUUUUUUGUAGUGAAUAUAUGACAGUAACUUUAGGUCAAAUUGCAUUUGACAAUAAUAUGCAUGAUGAUUAGUGUUUUUUGUACAAUCAACUCGAUCCAAUUUAGUGUUAUUUCUACAGUUUACUCAAUCCAUUUGAUAAUGAAGUUUAUAGUCAUAUGUAUUAAGUGAUUUAUACUUUUGGCGAAGGAAUUGAGCGAAACUAAUAGAAAAAAGGCAAAUUUGAAGACAUCUGGCUAUCGAGGAGGGCGACUUGGGUAUCAAAAUUUUGAGAAAGAGCUUGUAUGUCUCACUUUUAUCCACAAAAAAACAAGCUGAUUUAUCUUGUUGAAAUAAAACAACUAUUUAAUACUAUUUUCUCCAAAUGUAGGAAAAAGAGCUAGAUGAACAAGGGGUUCAUCUUGAUCAAGUUCCUAGGCAUUGGACUUGGACAAGAGCUCAUUCUCAUGUGAAAGACGGAGUUAUUACCUUUAAGAAUCCAUGCGAUUUAGCAAUAGCUAAGGAAAUUCUAAGAGCUAAGCCCAUUGCAAUUUUGCUAAAUGUUAUGUCAACACUAAAUUUUCACAAUGCAUUUUAUUUUUGUUUGUUGAUGUUAGUAAGCAUUGGAAGCUCAACAAAAUAACGGAGAGAUAGUUGCUGAAGGAAGAAAUGACAUUUUAGUAAACGUUAUUACGAAAAAAGAGCAUGGUGGUUGUGUAAGAGCAGUUGGAUCAGGCAUAAUAAAUAAGGAGUACUUUGGCUUCAACAAACCAGCACCACCUAAAGAAUUACACUCUGUAAUCAAUCGUAUGCACACAAAAAUGAUGGGCAUGGAGAAAAAGCAGAAUUAUAUGAUCUCUUUUAUAAUGACAUGCUGUCAAUUGAAUCAGGAGCAAUUGUGUGACUUCAUGACAAAACUUGGUGAUUGUGUUGGCCAGGGAAUAGGUGGUGGUAAUGAUUUUGGGUCUGAUUCCCAUCAUAGUGAUUCUACUAGAGAAAAAGAAAAAAGUGGUAAUGGUGGAAAAGGAUCAAGUUUUAUGCCAUUUGCAAGUUUAGGAGUUCAAGAUGUGUAAUUUGAACUUGUAACUAGUAGUGGUGAUGACAUUGUUGACAAUGAAGCAAGGAAAGAAUUGAUUACCAAUGAAGAGCAUGAUAAUAGUGAGAAGCAUGGAUUUGAAAAUGAAUAGGUUCAUGAACCAGCUAUAAAAGAUCGUCAUACUAACAUUGAUGAUUGUGAACCAUAUGUUGUUCAAUUGCCUGAUUCCGAAGCGCAACCCACACCUUACAAUUAUCAAACUUCUCCUUUUAUUGAGGGACGGAAUGAUUGUUUGUUGGGGCUAGAGGGAGAUGAAGGGAUAGACAUUUUUGCCAUGGCAUAGGUUUAUAUACCGAAAGCAAUAGAAAUUGUGAAGAAUCAUGGGGCCCCUAUGCCAAGUGGUCAUUAUCGAGUCAAUAUUCAGACGGAUAUCGAGCCUAGUGCACUUUUGCCAUAUCCUAAUGAGGAAAUGACACUAGUUUGUCAAGCUAAGAAAUCUUUUAUUCCUUGGCCGUGUCACUUCAUUUUCCCUUUUCCCAGUGAUGCACAAAAGCAAGAUGCAAAGAAUUCCAUCUCAUCAUCUCAAAGUUCACCUUCAUCCUAUUUUCAAACUAAGGACGCAGUUGCACAGCAAGAUGAUGGAAACAAACUCAUCUCAUUAUCCCCGAAAUCACCUUCAUCAAUUUCAUCAUCAAAUCGGAAAUACCAAAUCACUGAUAAAGAUCGUGCCAAGCAGACCACAGACUUGGUAAAAAGUUUUAAAUUUGAAGCUUUAGCAAUGAGAAAAAGUGAAGAACAAAUCACUAUAGAAAUACCAGACUAUGUGUUCCACAAUAAGCAUACUGUUGACAUUGAUUACAUAGACAUGCUUGAUUGGUGUUAUCAACGAGAAAUAGGAGUAGGGCACCUUUCAAUUUUUAUUAAGUAUUUGAGUGAAUCUUGUCAAGAAGAAGGUAUCUCUGGAAUGUAUGGUUUUUGUGAUGCUAAUAUGCUUUCUCCAUUAUCACCAAUAGAGAAAGAAGAGGAUCGAUCUAACUACUUGGCUAGCAUUUUCACAUGUAAUAAUGCUAAGAAAAAAAACCAAUUAUUCAUGGCACCUUAUUACGAAAAAUAAGUGACAAAAUUUUUUUUGUGGUUGUCUUAUAUUAUUAUAAUAAUGUUUUUUUUUCAUCAAAAGAAUCCCCUUUAGUGAUAUUGAUUUGUGAAUGCUAUCUUUGUGUAGUCGGAAUUGGAUGUUAGCAAUUAUUAGUCCAUGGAAGGGAUUGGUUUAUUGGUUAGAUCCUGCUGGUGUGGAAAAUAAAGUGCGUGAAAAUGCUCGUAAAAUUAUUUAUGAGUAAGUACUAUACUAUUGAGACUAUUGAAAGUAGGCAACAAUUGAUUUUGGAGGAGCUAAGUAUUCGUCAAAAAUUUAUAUCAAACAUUAUGAUAUUGGUAUCGAAACAUAAUGACAUUUGGAUAUAAUAUUGAUGGAUUGGAUUUUCGGCAUCAAUGUUCACCUUCUCUUUCUUGGCUGCAUUUUAUAGGACUUAUGAUUGCAUGUUGUUGUGAUGUUUCUAGCAGCAAGAUACUUACCAAAAGUAGAGUUAGUUGACUACAUACAAGCAUCUAAAUCACCCCUGAUAGAAGUAUUAUAGAUUGGGAGAGUGUGAUUCAAAGUUGACAUUUGUUUGACAUAUUUUAUUUAUGGGCAGUUGAUUUUUUUGGGAAUAUAUUAUUUGAUUAGUUAUUGAGACAGGUUAUGAUGUAUUUCAUUGUUUCCCAAUUCGGGGGUUGUCUUAUAUACAAAGAAGACUCUACCGAAAUUUUUGCUCAAAUUUUUGUUAUUUGACACAUAUUGUUGCAAUAAGUUGGGUUAGUAAAAUUUUAAUGUAUUAUUAAUGUC